Owenia fusiformis is the source of this 1533-nucleotide messenger RNA. NCBI's taxonomy places the organism in Eukaryota, Metazoa, Annelida, Polychaeta, Sabellida, Oweniidae. The record is from the annotation of a GenBank genome assembly.
GCUGUAGCAACGACCUGGCAACGAACAAGCGCGUGGACUAGAAGUGUAAAGUUUACCAAACAACACACAGUAGCAGCACUUUCCUCAAGUAUUUUACUUCUAAAUCGUGUCAAAGUCGACGGAUUUUAAUCAUGACGACCAUAACAUUUGGAGGAGGCCCUAGUCUUAACCAGAGGAGAGAUUUUGCUGGUUUACCAGAUGGAACUCAUGUUCCUGGGUAUCGCGGCUAUUGCCCUCAGAUUAAGUACAGAGUCGGAAAGACAUAUGGAAAAGACACUCACCUAUUGGCCCAGAAGACAAUCCACGUCCAACCCCAGGAUCCAAUCGAACCUCGUCCCAGAAUUGCCAAUGUUAACCCCCUGCCAAGCUCCACGGGAGACAACAAAUACACAGAACAAAUGGUACCAGGUUAUACAGGUUAUAUUCCACGUAUGCCAUUCAAAUUUGGUAACACAUACAAAGAAGACUGUGAUUGGUGUAUAGACCAGUUCUCCUCAACUAAAAAUAACCACAUGGAUAAAACUCAAUCACUCAAACACACAGUAAAGGGCUUCCCCAAGCUUCAGCCAAUCAGCAGAGACCCAGCUGUACGUGAUAAUUUGAGAACAUAUAGAGAUACCCACCCCCUGCAGCCAACUUUAAUCGAGGACAAACGUGGGCAGACAGAGGCUCCCAUCCCAGGAUAUCAAGGUUUCGUACCCAGAAUCUACACAACAGAACUGGGCCUUGGUUGCAGGUACCAUAAUAUGACCAAAAAUGGACUAGAAUCAUUCUAUGAUGAAACCGCUCAGCACAAAGCAUGGAAGUCACAACCAAUUAAUAUUAACAAUUCUCCAUCCAUUGCCAACCCCCAGUCUAUGUACAGUAGAAGGCUUUACUUGAAUGACGGUAUGAUCCCUAAAUACACAGGAUAUGUUCCACAGAGAAGAUUCAACUUUGGCAACACAUACGGAGACACCACUAGAACUAUGGAGGUAUGCGGCCACAAAGACACUUGCUUUGGGGAACAUCAAAAUAAGAAAGGACCUAUGACCCAUCAAUCCAUAUAAUAAUCUAAUGUAGUCUCUCAAGCCUGGUCAGCCAUAUAGACCAAUCAGAUGCAAGAACUCUUGUUGAUUGAUGCUGAGGACUAUGGGAGUAUGUGGCCUCCAUUGAUUUAUCUAUUCCAUUGAAUGGUGAUUUGAAGUCACAAUUACAUGCCAUUUUCUGAGAAGAGCUAGCUAGGUUGUCACAUUUUGGAAUGUGAAAUAUUGUAGAAGAGAGUAAUUUGCAUGGAAUGAAGUAAAGAGGCAGGAAGUUAACACUUAGGAGUGAAAUGUUCGAAAAUCAGAGUUUAUUCAUUUAAUCUUAAGGAGAAAUGGCAUUAGCAUUUGUUCUAUAUCGAGGUCUGAAAUAACAUUAUAAAAGAUAUAACCUCAGGUCAGGAAAAUGAAGCAAUUGGGGAUUAAUUAUGUUACUAAUGUGCAUAGAGGUAUGAAGCUGUGGGCUUCAGCAUUUAUAGUCAAGUGUCCAGCCUGGAAAAAGUACUCAAAA